Molecule: messenger RNA, 2883 nt
Organism: Meira miltonrushii
Lineage: Eukaryota; Fungi; Basidiomycota; Exobasidiomycetes; Exobasidiales; Brachybasidiaceae
Exons: 6
Coding region: 1-2883 (960 amino acids)
Source: RefSeq, a predicted model, not a curated record
AUGUACAUUACAAAAAUAUUGCAAUUUCUCCAUGUGCACGGCCUUGCAGAUGACAGAGCCUCCUCUUCAAGAUCCUCAAAGCGAGCAAGUAGGAGAGCAUCUGCAAGUUCGACGACACAGACGAGUCGGAGAUCAUCUGGAGGCGCGGUAUCACUACCUACACCAACAUUUUCUCAAGAGGAACUUGAUCGUGUUUUCUGGGUUAAAUCUGAGAACCUCGAAGGUAGACCGUCCCGUCGUAUGAUGAUUGAUUUGGCAAAUGAUGAUGACUUGUCUAUCGUUCCUCCGAUGACACAAGAGACUAGAAAUCGUUUGGUGCGUGCGGUACAAUUGAAACAUGAUAGAGAACGAGACAAAACCCCAAGCACAGAUGAAGAAUUCGUGAAAUUGUCUGUCACAUAUCAAUUUAUCGAUAAUCGUGGCCAGGUCAAUAUUCGUAAUAAAGCUGGUGAUCAUUCAUCGGUCGCCGUACACCACGGCUCAGCAGCAGCAUCAAACACAGAGGUCUCCUCUAUUUUUCACAAUGGUGAAAGCUUCACGUCGGGUGCUUUGAACACUCAAUUACUCUUUCAGUCACACAAGAAGCGGUGGGAGGUGAUCCGAUUCAUUGCUUUGAAAAAUCUCCAAGUGUUCUGUACCCAUAAGUUCGAUGUAUCUGACAAAGAUCAUAUGAACAAGUGGAUGAAGGUUUUAGGACUCCGCUUCGACCGACAAGAAAAUUACGAGCCUUGUCUUGAUUAUCUCAAUCUUCUCUCGAAGCACGAUAACUUUGAAUUCACACGACCUACCGUUCUUCGAAACAGCUUUGAGAUAGUUGUAAAAUGGGAGAAGGAGGGUGGUAACAAAGAACGUAUCAAAGCCUAUCUUCAACGUCGACUUCUAACGUACUAUCACUCUGUCUAUCUGAAGCAUUGCAAAAACAAUGGCGAGGCUGCGGACCUGGCUCCAUAUCUUUGUAUCCCUGAGGAAGAACGAUUACGGAAAAAAUUCGAACUUCAAACUUUACAACAGACUUUUACGGAUGCAGGAUUCAAUCAUGGUCUACCGUUUACAUGUGUACCAUUCAAAGAACCCAAUUCAGACAUGGAAUUAGAUGGGCGAUGCUUUUAUGUUCAUUCAAACGCAGUUCUCAGAGACACAAACAAAACAAACCUUUACACAAAGAAUACGAUUGAUACUCUUAAAACAGUCAUGGAUAUAGAAAAGGCUUGGAGAGAACAACGAAAUAGGAACUCGCAUCAUGUUGACGGAAAGGAGGCUAAAUCAUUCGUUCGGAUGCUAGAAACACAAGAAUUCAAAAAAGCCGUGCAAUUACGAGGACCUGAUGCAGAAAUGAUCCGAUUAAUAAAGUCACAGUUCCGUCAUCUUUUUGGCUCAGGAUACGGAAGCUUUGAUGAUAGUGACGAUCUACUACAAACUUACAUUUUGCCAAACGUGAUUGAUGGCGAACUUACUGAUUAUGAGAGUGUUCCCUCCUCUUCGCAAUCCUUUCCUCGCUCUGUACCUGAGCAAGGAAAAGAUCUCGAGAAAGUCUUUCAAGAUAGACAAACUUCACAAAUUGAACAGCUCCACGGAUUUUUUGAUGAUUUUGAUGCAUUUGAAGAAUUGGCUGAGCAUGCAGAGGUUUUGCAACUUCAAAAGAAGCAUCCUGAAUCAAUCGAUUAUAUUGAUCAGUUUUUCACAAAACCACCAAAGCGACAAAUUCCUGAUGGUCUUUGGCGUAUCAUUGCAAGGGCAUGUUGUAAGAGACAGAAUGAGAAUCGAAUCACUGCAGGCAGGCCGCUCUCCUUCAAAACAUCACUGUCUAAUCUUGUUGGAGUUUUCAAAGCAUACAAGCUUCUCACUGGAGAGAAUAUCAAAGACUUCGUUUGUAAAGAGAUUUUCGGUGGAAAGUUCACUUCUUUCAAGACGCCUCGUGAACGGAUCACAAUCGCAACCGUCAUUUCUUUACUCACCUUUACCGCUGCGAGGCCAGGUGAAUUGGUUGUUUCGUCAGGAUACGAAAUUGAUAAUGAAGGUCUUCGCUGGGGGGAUGUCGAGUUCUUUUUAUCCUUGAACCUGGAAAAAGGUCAAAGCACUUCGACUCGCUUACAGUAUCGUGCUAAUAUCACUAUUCGAAAUCUGAAAGGCAAACGUAAACAAGGCCAGUAUCGUACACAGUCGAUAUACGAAGAUGAUUCGAUCCUAAUUAUACUCGAUGCAACUAUACUCUUACUUAUUCUUGCAGUAAUAGAUAAUGCGAUUGAUUGCACUAUCUUUGGAGAAGGGGCAGUCGAUCCAAUACAGUUUCUCACUUCUCCAAAUCCGAAACUUCUUCCUCCUAGAAAGGAUUACAUUCAGAUUGAGAUCCUUGCAGACAAAGCGGAUCUAAUGGUUUUUCGGGAGUCUGAACGGGACACACAGACUAGAGAAUGGUGUACCAACCCUCUUGUUGGAUUACGUUAUUAUUCACUGAACAAUUUGAUGCGCUCGAUCCUUCAACGUUCGGACUAUACUGUGUUCCUACUCUAUGCUAUCCGCCGUUGUGUCUGUACGGCUAUCAACAAGCCUGAGGUGUCUUCUACGGAUGCACGUUUAGCGAUUGGUCAUUUAAAGGGUUCUUCGAUCUAUGAGAAACAUUAUGUCUCUAAGUAUUCUGAAAUCGAUUUUCAAGGGCUUGUUACCAAAGGUAUACAAGAUCAUGCAUCUAUCUUAAAGCAAGGUAUCGCGCAGGAGCCAAAAUUUCUAUUGACAAGUCAAGAAUUACUUCAGAUCGAGGAGAAUACAGAGCUGAAAGAACUUCGUCAGAAAAUUUCUCAAAUGAAGAGACAGAUACUUGAAGAGUGUCUAUCGCUCACAGCUGUAAAAGUUAUGAUGAGUCAAACAUACUAUGCAUUCGAGUAG